UAAGCGUGAUGUAAUAGGAUUUGAUUGUUUUUAAGGUUGCGGCGGAGAUGACGAUCUUACGGGACCCCCUAUUGGUAGUGACGUACGGCCGAUUUUUAACAUAAAUAUACUGGGUUUUGACGUCACCGCUUUAAUAGACACAGCUGCAAAACACUGCAUCGCGGGUCAUACGCUAUACGCUCUCCUCCAGCAGAACAACCAUCCUCUCCGCGGUUCCUCUCAACGAGUCAGACUUGCCGACGAUGUGGUGCGCAUUAUGGACGUUUUUACCACCACACUCGAUGUACGCCUAGAGACGACAAUUAUUUCCACUCCAUUCCUCAUAUUUCCUGAAUCCACCAAUAAUGAAACGUUAUUAGGAAUAGAUUUUAUUACCGCAGCUGGAGUAGUAAUCGACUUCAAAGAGGAGGUUUGGUUCUUCAGUGAUGAUGCAAUGGUAAAGUAUAAUCUAUGUUUCGAACCUAAGUUGCGCAAAGUUUCCUGCGCCGCUAUAGACAUCCUUAGGGAUGACGAAGAUAAUCACCUUACACCAGCUGAGCGGCAAGCGCUUGCUGACGUACUGGACAGGCACGCGCACAUCUUCAGAGCAGGGGUAGGUCCAACUCCGUUUGCAGAGCAUCGCAACGAAACAGGUACGAAUACACCAAUAUCAGUACUCCCAUACUGUUUAAAUCCUUCGAAGAAACCGCCUGAUAUUAUAUUAGGGAAAUACCAUACCCAAGACCUUACCUGUUAUCACGGUAACAAAGACUCCUUACCCAAACCUAUGAUUCCUAAGAGGAAACGUGGACGCCCAGCUAAGCCUGUUGAUGUCCUAGUCCAGGAGCGAGGGCGUUCUCCAGGACUAGAGGGGGAGUAUAUAGCAACCCUAACGCCUGCCGCGUCGGCAGCCGCGUCUGAUCGCGCGCCGCGACCAAUCAAGGACUCUCGUUGUCGGCUCCCGGCGCGAUUCAAAGAGUAGCGACCGAGGGGGCUUUCCUUUUGGCAAGCCGCGCGUGCGCCUUUACUGACGCCGACAGUUCACCCGCAACCACUGAAGCAUACACACGAGAAUACGUCCGCACCUCGCUCGCUACCAUUCCUUUUCGAACUUGUUUGUGGGACCCUCUGGAGUAUUCAUACCCAGUGCUCCAGCUGGACAA
This is a messenger RNA of Bombyx mandarina (wild silkworm), 1142 nucleotides long. RefSeq lists its product as uncharacterized. Lineage: Eukaryota; Metazoa; Arthropoda; Insecta; Lepidoptera; Bombycidae. The record is from RefSeq and is a predicted model, not a curated record.